AUGGCUAUCCCCAGGUUGACCGAGGGAGCUGAAUCUGCCUUCACAUCGCCAGGAAGAUUUCAUCGCCGCCAUGUACGCCGGGCAUGCGAGUCCUGUAGGCAGAGAAAGACAAAAUGUACUGGAGAUAAGUCUGGUUGUCGGAAUUGUCGUGAGGCUGGGAUAAUCUGCUGUUAUACAGACGGGAAAAGAGAAAAGUCGAAAAGACAACUAGCAAGCUUGUCAGCAAAGGUCCAAGCGUAUGAGGAUGUUAUCAGGAAGCUGAGUAGUCGAUUUGGUGUCUCCGAUGAAAGGUUGAUGAGCCUCGCGCUGGCAGCGGGAGCACCUCUCGAUCUUAACAUGUCAUCCGAUAUGUCUACUACUUCAGCAGAAGAGCAGAAACUGCCAUGGAACCCUGGCUCCGACCCUCCGUCACGCCAAUCCUCGGUUGGCCCCCAUGAGGUUGUCGAUCAUACCAAGGAGGACUUCAACAGAGAUGAAACCGCUCGAGCAACAGGUUAUAUUGGCAAAAGCUCAGUGAUCACUUGGCUUCAAAAGUUAAACAAAGAAGUUAACCAAGAAUGCGAGACUUGGGCCCCUAAAAGUGGGGAUAUGGUCGACGACAAUGGCAUGCCGUCGCCGUCCUUGACACCGCGGCCUGAUGGGCAGAGUGACCCUUUGGUUGCUUCUUCUAACUACUACCUCGAUGAUCUAGAUAUACCUGCCAUUGAACCGCUUGAUACUAGUGAUGUUCCGUCGAGAGAUACUGCGACCAAGCUCUUAAACGAAUAUCUGCAUUCAGUGCAUCCUUCCUUCCCUAUUAUUGGGAUCUCAACCUUCGUAUCGCAGUUUCAAGUAUUCUUCAAUCAGCCGUCACUAAAGCCGGGCAGAAAAUGGCUUGCCAUCCUGAAUCUUAUUUUCGCCAUUGCUGCAAAAUACGCCCAUCUGACCGAUGCCGACUGGAAAGGCGACGAGGAUGAUGAUAUGAAGUAUUUCUCGAAAGCGAGAGCUUUGAGCUUGGAUGACCAGCUACUGCAUCAUCCCGAUUUGCAACAAUUACAAGUGGAGGGGUUAACAUCUUUCUAUUUGCUGGCGUCAGGUCACAUUAACCGGGCAUGGAAACUGUCCGGAAGUGCGAUACGGGGGGCCUUUGCCCUGGGGUUGCACCUACGGAACGUAGGCGUCUGCACCUCAGAUACCUCCAAGGAGAUCAGAUAUCGGGUUUGGUGGUCCCUGUACACAUUGGAUCAUCUCCUCUGUGUGAUGACAGGAAGACCCUCGUGCAUAUUGGACAGCUCAAGUACCACUCCUCUACCAGUUCCCUUCGAUGAGUGCGAUUUUCAGAAGGAAGAGGUGGUGCGUAUGAUAGGUGAUGCUCUGAGAUGCAAUUCUAGCCAGCUAGAACGGAUUCCAUCAGUCUGCUCCAGCGCAUCCGAUUUAGGCUCCUCCCUUGACCAUGAUUCAACUGACACGAGAAGCAGUCCAAAGGACUCGGAAAUUAAUAUGGUUGAAUACCUAAAGAGCUUGGCUCCGUGUAUGUCGCUCUAUUUUCUUCAGCUCACCACUCUCACCUCGAUCAACAAAAGGAUGACAGCCAAACUCUAUGGCUCUGAAGUAAUGCAUUCCCCUUGGCCCAGCAAAGAAUUUACAAUACAAAGCCUCAUGCUUGAGCUUGAUUCGUGGUUCAUGAAUCUUCCUGCUGCAUACGACUUCACUUCGACUCAGACAUCCCAGUGCCCCGCAAGUCAACGAAUGAGCCUUGCUCUGUUAUUUUAUAGCACGAAGAUCGGCAUAACAAGACCAUGUCUCUGCCGGUUGGACUCGGCCCGUCCGCACGGUGAAAAGACUCUUGAGUUUUGCAGCAAGACUGCGGCAGAGUGUGUCGAAUCAGCCUGUCACAUGUUGACACUGUUUCCGGAUACUCCAGAUGCCGCAUUGCUCUUCAAGCUCUCUCCGUGGUGGUGCAUAUUGCACUACCUCAUGCAGUCCGCCACGAUCCUGCUUCUCGAGCUUGCUUUUCACGCCCAACACGUCCCAGAGAAAGCAUCCAUGGUUUCUAAAGCAGCCAAGAAGGCACUGGAAUGGCUGUCCAUGAUGUCGAGAUUUAGUCUGGCAUCCGAAAGAGCCUGGAGACUGUGUGACGGCUUCCUGAGACGUCUCGCACCGCACGUCGGGGUCGAAAUUGGAGAUGUCUUGGCAACUGGCGAGCCUAGUGGUGAUGCGACACCCGAUGCUCAGUUUGAUACUCCAGCAGCAGCAGCCAUGGCUUCAGCUAGUGCUGAUAAUAUUGCUACGGAGCUGGAUUCAAUGGCUUGUUCCCCAAUGAACGAGUCAGACACAUCUCUGUCCGGCUCGGUACCCUUCGGACUCGACUCAUCGGAUAUAUUUGACUUCAUGAAGACCGAUAAAUCAGCAACAGGAGGCAAUACAUUUGAUGACCUUUUCCCCUGUGACACAGAUACAGGUCAAAUCACGGGGUCUUUCUUCCCCCCGGGGAACAAUAUGGACCUUGAUCUGGGGUGUUUCUGGAGCGACCCAAUCUUCUGGAAAGAAUAA
Aspergillus clavatus NRRL 1 is the source of this 2532-nucleotide messenger RNA. RefSeq names its product CeGAL family transcription factor. Gene Ontology annotation, molecular function: DNA binding; zinc ion binding; DNA-binding transcription factor activity, RNA polymerase II-specific. Gene Ontology annotation, biological process: DNA-templated transcription; regulation of DNA-templated transcription. The transcript has 4 exons. Bases 1 to 2532 code for a protein of 843 amino acids. The record is from RefSeq and is a predicted model, not a curated record. Lineage: Eukaryota; Fungi; Ascomycota; Eurotiomycetes; Eurotiales; Aspergillaceae.